Messenger RNA from Trichoderma gamsii, 999 nucleotides. Its product is annotated as 3-hydroxyisobutyrate dehydrogenase. The transcript has 3 exons. Bases 1 to 999 code for a protein of 332 amino acids. The record is from RefSeq and is a predicted model, not a curated record. Lineage: Eukaryota; Fungi; Ascomycota; Sordariomycetes; Hypocreales; Hypocreaceae. Gene Ontology annotation, molecular function: NADP binding; 3-hydroxyisobutyrate dehydrogenase activity; NAD binding. Gene Ontology annotation, biological process: L-valine catabolic process. Gene Ontology annotation, cellular component: mitochondrion.
AUGAGAGUCGUAGUCACACGGUUGGGAGGUCUGGUGCAGAGGAGAGGCUUUGCGAGCACGUCGAGGAGGCUGGACAAUUAUGCCUUUAUUGGUCUUGGCCAGAUGGGCUACCAAAUGGCCAAGAAUCUACAGUCCAAGCUCAAGCCUUCAGACAAGGUCGCCAUCUUUGACGUCAAUCCGACGGCUUUGGAGAGCCUUUCGGCAGAGAUGAAGGCUGCGUCGUCGGGAGCCGCUGUUGAGGUUGCAGCGAGUGCGCAUGAUGCGUCUAAAGAAGCUGACACAGUCAUCACCUGCCUGCCAGAACCUCAGCACGUACGGGGCGUCUACGAUUCCAUCCUGACGAGCUCCCUCCCCAAGAAAGAUCGCCUCUUCAUCGACUGCUCCACAAUUGACCCGACAACAUCACGGCAAGUGGCCCAAACCGUUACAGAUGCUGGACAGGGCACGUUUGUGGACGCGCCCAUGUCCGGAGGCGUUGUCGGUGCCACAGCCGGUACUCUGACCUUUAUGCUGGGCGCCGAGUCCACCAUCUUGCCUCGCGUCGAGCCUACUCUGUUCCUCAUGGGCAAGAAGGUGCUUCAUUGCGGCGACCAAGGCGCCGGCCUGUCAGCAAAGCUGGCCAACAACUACCUCCUAGCCCUCAACAACAUUGCCACAGCAGAGGCGAUGAAUCUCGGAAUUCGAUGCGGCCUGGAUCCUAAAGUGCUCGCCAACGUGCUGAAUGUGAGCACGGGCAGAUGCUGGCCGAGCGAGAUCAACAACCCCGUCAAGGGCGUUCUCGAGAAUGCCCCCGCCAGCCGUGACUACCGCGGUGGAUUUGGAAUAUCGUUGAUGCGAAAGGAUCUUCGGCUGGCGCUGGUGGCUGCUGAGGCGGCUCAGGCGAAGACGGAGCUGGGAACGGUGGGCUUUGGCAUGUAUGAUAAGGCGGCGCAGCGAGAGGACUGCAAAGACCGGGAUUUUUCGGUUGUUUAUAGAUAUUUGGGAGGCAAGGAGGAGUAA